UUUAUCAUUUGUUACAUUAGUUUGAUUUGAAAUGUGAAUUAGAUUGUUCCGUCUCUCUGUUUAUUUCAUUAAUUGUUUCCAUCGUAAUUUAGAUAAAUUGCUUUGUCACCCAUUCUGUAAUUCACUGUUAUAUCAGCUUCUCACCCAAACAAUUGGAAUAAUUUCAUUGGAAUAGAAAACGAAAAAAAAGACCAGAAAAACAAUUGUUAUUCUUUUUUGGUUUUUUUCUUUUCUCUCUUCAGUUUUCAUUUUUGUUUUCUCUUCUUGUUUUCUCUUCUUCUUCUUCUCUCAACAUCUUUUAAUAUUCUCUUCUUUUUUAUUGGUUCUUGGUGGAGUAAAAUAAAAAGAAGUAAAACUUGUGUGUUAUUGAAAAAAUAUCCAGCUCUUUAUCUCCAAUAUGAUGCAUCGGAGACCAAUGUCGAGCCAAUUUGCCACCACUAAUAACAAUACACCCGAUUCAUUAUGGAUGAUUUGUCUCAAUAAAAUAAUUACCAAUGAGAUUCCAUUUAAAAAUGUUUGCCUUCCCAUGGAGAUAUGUAAUAACCUUCUCGAGGCUUUCCGACAUCAAAACGCCAACACGAAUGACGGUGAACGAGUUGCUCGAUUUCUAUCACAAUUUAAAGCUGGAACCUCACCUAUCAGUGAAGCUCGUCUAGCUGAUCUUCCCAUUACCGAUCAAGAUUUAUAUUACAUUUUAUCGGAACACACGAAUACUUUAAAGUAUCUGGAUAUUGAUAAUUGUCAGAAGCUUUCUGAUUCAGCUUUAAUGUACAUUCGUUACCUUCCAACACGAAUUAAUGCCAAUAAUUUGGAUAAAUUAGUUGUCACCGUCCGUGUAAUUGAAUCAAGAAACAAAGAUACCUUUGAUAUCUUACUUGAUAAAAGAUAUGAGAAAGGUGCGAUAACAUCUAACCUUGGUAUGUGUGAGACGACCUAUGUUGGAGUUAAAAACAAUUUCAUCUCCAUUUUUGAUGAAAUGGGUGUGUUUGAGUACGGUUUUGACACUUUAAGACGUAAACUAUCAAAAAUGGCUGAUGGUAGAUCAAUGAUCAGAAAAUAUGCAACAACCACCUCAUCAUCAACAUCAUCUUCACCUUCAUGUUCACCUUCUUCAUUAACUAACAACAACAAUAAUAAUAACAAUCUAACAGUAAACAACAACACCUCAUUCUCAUCUUCAUCAUCAACUCCAUCGUCUACCUCAUCCUCACCAUUUGAAAAAUCUAAUGACCUAAUGGAAUGUCUUGGAAUACCUAUGGGUAAAGAAACAUCGGAACCUCUUGUCUCAGGCUAUGAUAGUCCAGUUUUCGAGGAUUCUGACAUAAUUCGAGAUCAUAUCAGGAAAGGAAAAAAUGGACAAGAUGUAAUUCGUUACCUUGAUUAUAAAGCUUGGUGUAAAUCCUCAUUAGAAACAUUAAUCAUUGGAAAAUGCAAUCAAAUAUUUCCAGACUCUGAUCCCGACCUUGUUACUAUCACAGAAAAGAAACAACAUCUUCUUAAUCCUUAUCUUCCUCUACAAGUUUUGGUUAUCCAUGAAGUUAACCCCUCUGGAAAUCAACGUUAUUUAGAUACAUUAAUAACUCCAAUGAUGAAUGAAACAUUAACCUAUCUGGAUUUAAGUAAUUGUAAUUCAAUUGGUGAUGGUCAAGCUUUUACCUCGUUAAAAAAUCUUAAAGUGUUGAUACUGUACAAUUGUCCACUCUCGCCUACCGCUUUAAAGAAAAUUGCUCAGCUUAGAACUUUAAAAUCAUUGGAUAUCUCAUCUUCAAAUGAUCGUCAUGGACAUUGUUUCAAGUCACCUGAUGCUCAAUUAGCUGAGUUAGUUACAGCGUUACCCAAUCUCACCCAUCUCGAUAUUUCUGGCACCAAUUUAGCCGGUGAACGAGCUGAUUCCAUUAUUGGAUUAGAAAGUCGUUACGAACGUCCAUUAGAGUUCUUAGGAUUGUACAAUACUCAGUGUGAUGCAUCAUUUAGACCAAGAAUUCCAGCAAUUAAAGUAGCCGGUGAAUCAAAUGAGGAGCAAAUUUUGACCGCUUGUGAAGUUUAUAUGGACAGAAUCGAACCACUGAGAAAAGCAUUGAAUGAUCUUUUCCAUACUUUCAGAAUAGAGAGUGAAUUCCAUGCUAUCAACAGAUCAUUAAAUGUGGUACUAACGGCAAUGGCGAGGCAUUUAAAUGAAAAGCAAAUACAAAUCGCUGCAUCAGCCUCAUUGUUUUAUAUUGUAAAAUCAGAUGAAGCUAAAAACUACAGUUCACAAGUGAAAAGGCCAAUUGUAACUAGACUAUUAGAUGCGAUGCAACGUUAUAAACAUGACAAUGUGAUGCUACGCAAUGGAAGCCUGACUUUGAUUCACUUUAAAUUACCUCAAGAUGUUCUAUUUGAGUAUACACGAAUGGUAGAGAUUCUACUUUUAAUUGUUAUGAAUGAUGAUGAUGAAUUUAUUCAAAGAUUGGGUAUCUAUUUGUUAAACUCUUUGGCUUGUCAUGUUGAUGGUGAACAGAAAACACUGGUUGGAGAUUUGGGAGCUAUCGAUAAAUUGAUUACUCUAAUCGAAUCAAGGUUAAAUCGUGGAGUUUGUGAUGAAGUAAUGGAAAUCGCCUGGAGUACAAUGUGGAACGUUACAGAUGAAAAUCCAAUCAACUGUCAACGAUUUUUGGACAAUCAUGGAAUGGACCUUUUUGUCAACUGUAUGUCAACUUUCCCCGAACCACCAGAGCUUCUUCGUAAUAUGAUGGGUCUAUUGGGUAAUGUUGCCGAAUGUGAAGAUCUUCGACCUCGACUAAUGAGAUCUGAGUACAUUCAGAGGUUUAGUGAGCUUUUAAUGAGUGAAAGUGAUGGAAUUGAAGUGAGCUACAACGCUGCUGGAAUACUUUCUCAGCUUGUUUCCGAUGGACCUGAUGUGUGGCAUGCAUACCUGCGUGAAGUUGUUGAACGUGAUGUUGUACUAUCGAGAAUGGUAACAGCCAUUGGCCGUUGGACAAUCAAUUCCAAGCGAAAUAUUAAUUACAGAUCUUUUGAACCAAUCCUACGUUUAUUAAAGGCUAAAAAUCCGGUUUAUGAAGCUCAAUAUUGGGCAGUUUGGGCUUUAGCUAAUCUCACCAGAGUUUAUUGUAAUAAAUAUUGUCAAUUACUGAUCGAUGAUGGAGGAAUUGAGAUAUUGCAGAACUUGUUGAAUGAUACAAAUCUACCAACUCAUGUUAGACAAUUAGUUGUCCUUACACUUUACCAAGUUGACAAGUGGAAAAUCUCAGGUCACUUAGAUGGAUUAGAAGAUAGUUCUGACAUUGAAUGUGAAAUGUGAAAUGACUUUGAAAGGAGAGAAAUGUUAAUCGACAAGAACAAGAAAAUGCAGAAUUUUGCCAAAGUGCAUUUUUUUCUGUGGCCCCUGUUUCUGUUGACAAUUGAUUGUCACAAUCAACUUGACAUUAUUUUUAUCUUUUGUCAUUACAAUUAACUGCUCCUUUAACCAUUACACGCGUCAAAUUUUGAACCUAAGAACCAUUGGAACCCAAAUCGUAUUAGAUUUAUGUGAAAUAGUAAUUUCCUUACAUGUCAAUGUUUUUCUUUCUUUCUGUACUCCUCUCACUCUCUCACUCUUCCUCUAUCUUCAAUAUAAUUGUGCAAAUUGAAAUCCAAUGUAUAUAUUUGUAUGAAUACCUGUGUAUACAUUCAAAAUCCUUAUACAUGGAAAAACUAUCAAAGUUCAAGAAUGAUGUUGAUCUUUAUCAAACAAAACGAUUCCAGAACAUUAAUCCAAAUACUUUUUAUCGACAUCUACACAAAUCCAUCGGAACUUUAAAAGAUAAAUAUUCAUUUUAAGAUAACCCAAAUGUACCUGAUCUUGAAUUACCUUUGGAUUAGGAAAACAUCAAUUUCAAGAAUACAAAUUGAUCGCUCAAAUUUGAAAAGAAAAGUAAUCCUUGUCCAUUGACUAUUAACAUGAAGCCCAAUCCACAAACAAUCAGUAGCAUCAUCAACAAUUAACAAAACAUUAUCAGAAUGAAGAAAAGGCAACAACAACAAUGAGGAAAACAAAAGGACUCCAGUUAAUAAUAAUUAAAGAAACUAAAAUCUAAUCAAGAGCAACAUUCAUCAUGCAGAUUAUCAGAUUAUUUUUGUUCCUUAUAUAUAUUGAGCUAACACGAAGCCAUCAUCAUCAUCAUCAUCAUCAUCGUCAUGAUCAUAAUUAUCACCACCAUUAACAGAGAUUAACUAUCAAUAGUUAAACGAUCACUAUUAUUAUCAUUAUAUUACUACAACUAAAAUUACACGAAAUUAUUUUGAAAGCAACAAAAAAUUGAAUGAACAAGAAUAACUAUAAAUAUAUAUUAAUAUUAUCAUCAUCAUAAUCGUCAUCGCCAACGUCUCAACAAUUUGGACAAUCUCUUCCCUGGAUACACAAUUAAGUGUGAUAACAUGAUGAUAAACAAAAAGGAUAAUUAUUUUUCAUCAUAUCUGUCAUCCUAAUCAUCAUCUGAAUAACUAAUCACUUCAAUAACUUGGCUGAAUCAUAAUCAACAACAACAACACCACACACACAAUGGCUUAACAAAUCAACAUAUAUAUUCACAAACCAAUAAUUAUACACAAUAAUAUAAAUAUUGUUCAAUAAUCUUAAUCAUCGUCAAUCUGAUCAUCAUCACCUUACCUGGAAAACUUCAUCUCUCUCUCUCACCUUUUAUCUUCCUCUCCAUAAAUGUUAUUAUUAUUACAUUUUGAUCUCAGAGUUGAAAAUGAAUAUUUUUGUUUCGUGCUUGUAUUAAUAUUUUUUUUUCCUCUCUCUCUCCUGUAAAUAUCAAUAAGAAUACAAAAACAAAGGCUAAAUAAUGACAAGUUCAAUUCGUUAGCAGAAUUUACUAUUAAAUAAUAAUAAUAAUUAUUCAUGUUCAUUAAACAAUCUAAUCAAUUUAAUUGGUUCACUAUGAAAA
Molecule: messenger RNA, 4928 nt
Organism: Panonychus citri (citrus red mite)
Lineage: Eukaryota; Metazoa; Arthropoda; Arachnida; Trombidiformes; Tetranychidae
Product: protein zer-1 homolog
Exons: 16
Coding region: 398-3301 (967 amino acids)
Cellular component (GO): Cul2-RING ubiquitin ligase complex
Molecular function (GO): protein binding
Source: RefSeq, a predicted model, not a curated record